AGGGAGAAAAGAAGAGAAGCCGGGCUUGCGGCGGGAGCAGCGGCAGCAGCAGCAGCUGGAGGAGCGAGAGAGAGAAGUAGCGGUUCCUUGUGAAGAUGUCCAAUAACAGUGUGGACAUCCAGGACAAGCCUCCGGCCCCUCCGAUGAGAAACACCAGCACUAUGAUUGGAGCUGGCGGGAAAGACGCUGGGACCCUGAACCACGGCUCCAAACCUUUGCCUCCAAACCCUGAGGAAAAGAAGAAAAAAGACCGAUUUUAUCGCAACAUCUUACCAGGGGAUAAGACCAAUAAAAAGAAGGAGAAGGAACGGCCCGAGAUUUCACUUCCUUCUGAUUUUGAACACACGAUUCACGUUGGAUUUGAUGCUGUUACUGGAGAGUUCACGGGGAUGCCAGAACAGUGGGCUCGCCUGUUGCAGACGUCCAACAUCACCAAAUCUGAGCAGAAGAAAAACCCUCAGGCUGUGCUCGACGUGUUGGAAUUCUACAACUCCAAGAAAACUUCCAACAGCCAAAAGUAUAUGAGUUUUACAGAUAAGUCGACGGAAGAUUACAACUCAUCGAACACUUUGAAUGUGAAGAGUGUGUCUGAGACACCUGCUGUCCCUCCAGUUUCAGAGGAUGAAGAUGAUGAGGACGAUGCUGCUCCCCCUCCAGUGAUAGCGCCUCGGCCAGAGCACACAAAAUCCGUGUACACACGGUCAGUGAUCGACCCUAUUCCUGUCACUCCAACUCGCGAUGUGGCUACAUCUCCGAUCUCCCCCACCGAGAAUAACAACACUACCCCUCCAGACACCCUGACCCGCAAUGCCGAGAAGCAGAAGAAGAAGCCCAAAAUGUCAGAUGAAGAGAUCUUGGAGAAAUUAAGGAGCAUUGUGAGCGUGGGUGACCCUAAGAAGAAGUAUACUCGGUUUGAGAAGAUUGGACAAGGAGCUUCAGGAACAGUGUACACAGCAAUGGAUGUGGCCACUGGACAGGAGGUGGCCAUCAAGCAGAUGAACUUACAACAGCAGCCCAAGAAGGAGCUAAUCAUUAAUGAGAUCCUGGUCAUGAGGGAAAACAAGAACCCCAACAUAGUGAACUACCUGGACAGUUACCUAGUGGGAGAUGAGCUGUGGGUCGUCAUGGAAUACUUGGCUGGUGGCUCGUUAACAGACGUUGUGACUGAAACCUGCAUGGAUGAAGGACAGAUAGCAGCUGUGUGCCGGGAGUGUCUUCAGGCCUUGGAGUUUCUGCAUUCCAGCCAGGUCAUUCACAGGGACAUUAAGAGUGACAAUAUCCUGCUUGGGAUGGAUGGUUCUGUCAAGCUAACCGACUUUGGUUUCUGUGCUCAGAUCACCCCAGAACAGAGCAAGCGAAGCACCAUGGUUGGGACCCCAUACUGGAUGGCCCCGGAGGUUGUGACUCGGAAAGCCUAUGGGCCGAAGGUGGACAUCUGGUCCCUGGGCAUCAUGGCCAUAGAGAUGAUUGAGGGGGAGCCCCCCUACCUCAAUGAGAACCCUUUGCGGGCCCUAUACCUCAUUGCUACUAAUGGUACUCCUGAGCUUCAGAAUCCAGAGAAGCUGUCCGCCAUCUUCCGGGAUUUCCUGAACUGCUGUCUUGAGAUGGAUGUGGAGAAGAGAGGGUCAGCCAAAGAGCUGUUACAGCAUCAGUUCUUGAAACUCGCCAAGCCCCUCUCCAGCCUCACACCCCUGAUUGCUGCUGCAAAGGAGGCCACCAAAAAUAACCAUUAGAACCCCCAACCCUCCCCAGCAUCCACCUGCCAAGCCUGCUGUGAAACAUUCCCACGGAGACCUUCCAUCCCCGGUGCGCUCCUGGUCCUCACCUUGUUGUUGUCGUCCUCCUCUCCCCGCCUAGAGCUCUUGAGACUGGGAACCUUGGGUAAAGGUCGGCAGAAAUAGCUUUGGUCCAAUGUCAGCAAGAGAUCUGGGAUGGAGAUAGCAAUCCAUCCACUGCUACUCUUGAGCCAAGAGCCUGCCCUCUCUGCCAUGGGCCUGGAGGCAAAGAUUGUGUAUGGAAGGUCCGACAUCUUCAGGGAGAACCGGUGAACCCGAUUUCCACAUAGCAAAAUAUUUUCUUUCUCUCCCUAUCUUUUACUGCCACCCCUAAAGAAAACAGAACCAUUGGGUGCCCUGAUUCCAUGACAGCCCAUCUCUCUCAGUGGUGAAGGCUUCCAUAAUUCUUACUUUCCUAAUCCCAAGCCACAUUUACCAACCUUAUUGUAACUCGAAGACUGGAACAAACUGGAGGAAUGGUGAGCAGCUUUAACCAAAAGGGGAUAGGAGAUGGCUUUGCUUCGGGGAGCCUGACUUGGGCCUCUCUGGCCCAUUGGCGGGUGAGAGCUGGACUCUUCAGUGUUUGUGCGCUGCUUAUGACCAUUGGGAGGACUUGGCCCAAUAAAGGUCCCUGUGCUUUUUUUGUGAACCAGCCUUGCCUAAUGUAACAGUUCUCAAUUUUGCUCCUGUACCAAUCCCCUUCUCCCCCGAAGCUUGCUCCCUCUCAGCAUUAUUUUCUACAUGUUUCGUGCCACUGAGAAGUUUCCAAGGACACGUGUUGGGCGGGAGAAAGCUGGGGGCAGGGAAAUUUGUCGAGCCACUUUUUUCUUCUUUUAGGGUGGUUAUGCCUCUGCCAACUUACCAUGGAUCAUUUUUAGAGAGAACUCAACUUGAUUUCAGCCUAGAAUUUUUAGCUGGACGAUGAGGUUGGCUCUUCAAGGAGAUGAGCCAAAGGGGAGAAUUCAAGUGUCGCCGGAUCUGGGGCAGGCUUGGUUACGCGGAGGACUGGAUAAACUUGGCUUUUACAGUACAAGAAGAAUAGCGUGAGAGGAUGCCUUUGGCAGCUAUGAAGGAGAUGCUGUCCCAUGAGAUGCAUGGCCUGGCUGUUGGCUUUCCAUGUGCAGUUGGAAUGGUUGGCUCACAUCUACCCCACCCAUAGUCUGUUCUCCCAACCUCGACAGGACCUGGGCUGGCAUUGUUAGCCGUGGCCUCCCAUCAGGCCCUUUGGCCACAGAGUCCUACUCCAAAGGCGUCCCAGACUCCGUAGCACAAGUUUCUAUUUCCUUCAAUAAAAGGAGAUGAAAAUACUA
This is a messenger RNA of Phascolarctos cinereus (koala), 3085 nucleotides long. NCBI's taxonomy places the organism in Eukaryota, Metazoa, Chordata, Mammalia, Diprotodontia, Phascolarctidae. The record is from RefSeq and is a predicted model, not a curated record.